Molecule: messenger RNA, 1230 nt
Organism: Funneliformis mosseae
Lineage: Eukaryota; Fungi; Glomeromycota; Glomeromycetes; Glomerales; Glomeraceae
Source: the annotation of a GenBank genome assembly
AUGACAAGCUUGUAUCAUCAUGGAAGUAUCAUCGUAGCUAAUUUAAUUAUUUUAAUUCUUGGAUUACCUUACGCAGGAGAGGCACUUUCCUUGCACUUCAAUAAUAAUAAUUAUUUAAAUUGGAGUUUACUUGUUAACAAUAUUCAUGAUCAUAAUAAAUUAAUUUAUAAUAAAGUACAAUUUCAACAAGAAGAUAACGUCGAAUUAUAUUCUACAUUCCCAUUUGAUUCGCGAACCGGAUACCUGGUCGUCAUCAUUUCAUCUUAUUUAGCAUUAUACUUCAACUUUGUCGGAACUAGUUAUGUUCUUUACAGAAGUUAUUACAGGCGGAGAAGUAACGGUGUCUCCUUGCCAAUGACUUUGAGAGUUCCAAUGUACAUCGCCAUAACAGAUCUCUUUCUAAUCCUGACACAUGUCGUGAAUAUCUCACACAUGGCAAUAACCAAAACCCUAUGGAAGGAUUCAUAUUGCAAGAUAAUUGGUGGGUUGAACAACUUUUUUCAAUGCAUGAACAUGUUCUUGGUGGGGGGAGUGGCGGUCACGACGUUUCUACGUGUAAAGCGAGGACGUUUCUUCAGUUUAGGAAAGUAUGAUUACAAAUUAUUCACCGGGAUGAUAUCUUUGUCUUCGUUAAUUACCAUCAUAUUUUACAAAUCUUAUGGACCAAAUAAUUACUGGUGUGGGGGUGAAUUUUCCGAUAAAGUCCUGGCGAUAUCCUCGUUAUGCAUCAUAAGCGUGGUGAUGUUGGUUAGUUUAUAUUGUUAUAUAAGCAUCAUACGUGAGAUGAGAUCCAUCAAGAUUGAAGAAUGCUUCGAAAAUUCGAACAUACCUGAAGAAAUUGCGGUCCAACGCAAAGAAACGAACAAGCGCAUUUACAGUAAAAUUUCAAGUUACAUAUUGAUCUUUAUCAUACAAUACGUUCCCGUUACCAUCUAUAACAUUGGACAUAUCAUACGUGUCAAACAUUAUUGGGUCUACGUCGUUUGUGAUAUUGGAAUUAAUUUCGGAGGCAUAGGAAAUUUCAUACAGUACACAAUCAAUGAAGGAUGGAGUGAUGAUAUACGGGGGGAUACAAGUGACUCGUAUGGAUUAAAUCCGACAAAUUUUCGAUACACUUACGCGGGCGGUCGACAGUCCUCUGUCAACAAUGAUAAUUCCAUGAAUUCAAAUUUUGAUGGUGUAGUUGAUUCUUUUGGUAUUAUACGCCCUUCUCCUCAGAAGAACAGAUGA